Melanaphis sacchari is the source of this 1426-nucleotide messenger RNA. Its product is annotated as myrosinase 1-like. The transcript is spliced from 10 exons. The record is from RefSeq and is a predicted model, not a curated record. Gene Ontology annotation, molecular function: beta-glucosidase activity. Gene Ontology annotation, biological process: carbohydrate metabolic process. NCBI's taxonomy places the organism in Eukaryota, Metazoa, Arthropoda, Insecta, Hemiptera, Aphididae. Bases 98 to 1426 code for a protein of 442 amino acids.
UAGAAUAUUCUUCAACGUUCAUCUAUUCAAGUGUUCUGAGUUCCAUAAUAUAAAUCCACAUACUUAUUAAACAUAUUCUUCAUCUCUUCUGCUAAAAAUGGCAAAUGAAAAAUCAAAAGCUGACAGUUUCGUCUCAACAAAACAAUUUCCUGACAAUUUUCUUCUUGGGACAGCGACUGGAUCUUACCAAGUAGAAGGAGCUUGGGAUGAAGAUAAGGCGGAAUCAAUCUGGGAUCAUUAUUUUCAUUCCAAUGAAGCAAACAAAUCGUUCAGAUACUUCUUAGACUUACCGAAGUCGGUAAUCGAAAAAUACAUACAGAAGGACAUCAAACCUAGAUUAGCAGAUAUAUAUAAAGGAAUGGGAGUAUAUGAAUUUCCAUCAUCUUCAAUUGAAGAUGGUACACAUUUUCAUUUCAACGGAGAUAUAGCUGCAGAUACAUACCACAAAACAGAUGUAGAUGUCAAACUGCUUAAGGAAUUGGGUGUUAAAGUUUAUCGUUUUUCCAUAAGUCCAAAUAGAAUCGUUCCAGUUAUGCAUGAUCAUACACCAGGAAUAGCUGGUAUAGCUUAUUAUAACAAUUUAAUUGACAAAUUAAUCGAAAAUGGAAUCACACCAAUGGUAUCAUUGUAUCACUAUGAUAUGCCGGAAUGUUUCAACAAACUUGGAGGACUGGCUAAUUCGGCUUGUUAUAAAUUUUAUCUAACUUAUGCGAGACUGUGUUUCAAAAAUUUUGGAGACAGAGUAAAAUAUUGGACAACGUUUCAAGAUGUUCAUUUAGCUGCUGAAGGAUAUGGUUCCGAACAUUUUGCUCCUGGUUAUCAAGAAUCGAUAUUUAGUGGAUAUUCAGAUUAUCUCGCGAUACAUCACUGUAUUAAUUCGCAUGCAAUGACUUAUCAAAUGUAUAAUGAAGAAUUUAGAGAAGAACAAAAAGGGCAAAUAAGUUUUGCGAUUGAUGGAACUUGGUUUUACCCAAAAGACCCAAAUAAUCCAGAACAUCAAAAAUCUGCUGAAAGCGCAAUAAUAUCAACAUUUGGAUUGAUAGCACAUAUAUUAGCCACGGGACAAUAUCCAGAUGAAUUUUUAAAAUCAGUUGAAAAAUCUAACGAACGGGAAAACAUACGGAUCGAGCGAGUAAAACAAUUUACAAAAGAAGAACAAGAAUUAAUUAAAGGGUCAUUCGAUUUUAUUUUAUUCAACUAUUUUAGUAGCGUAAAAGUACGACCACUGACAGAAGAAGAAUUGGCCGCUGAACUUAAUCUUAAAAGAAGAGAUCGAGAUUGUAAUUUAAAAGUUCUAUGGUCACCUAUGGUAUUUGUUGGAAGAGUUAUGUGCUUUUGCUUUUUUGAUGAAGCUGUUUCGAUUGAUAUGAAAAAAAAAAUGGUAAAAGUGCUUAACAAUGAAGAAAGUACAUCAAAAUUGUUAUAA